AUCCAAUUUGUCAAGGGAAGUAACUCUGAGAAACCAAAUGUCAGAUUGAAAUAAAUACUCGUUUCCAUUGAAUAUGGCUUGCCUAGGAUGUUGCAAGGCUAUGAGGCCACGGUACAAGAGGCUGGUGGAUGACAUUUUCCCUGUAAACCCUGAGGAUGGCCUAGUAAAGAACAACAUGGACAAGUUGACAUUUUACGCCCUGUCUUCCCCGGAGAAACUAGACCGCAUUGGAGAAUAUCUGGCAUCCAAACUGAGCCGUGAUGUUUACCGGCGCAGAAUCACCCUGGUGAAGAUAGCAAUGGACGCCCUUGACCAGCUGCUUGUGUCAUGUCACGACUACUCACUCAACCUGUUUGUUGAAAGCUUCCUCAAGAUGGUGCAGAAACUUCUCGAGUGUGAUGAGCUGGAACUCCAAGUCCUCGGCACACUUUCCUUUGUAAAAUAUGCCAAUAUCGAAGAGGACACUCCUUCAUAUCAUCGCCGCUACGAUUUCUUUGUGUCAAAAUUCAGUGCCAUGUGUCAUAGCUCGGAGGAGAAUGAGGCUGACAGAUGCAAGAUUCGGACUGCUGGAUUAAAGGGAAUACAGGGAGUUGUAAGGAAGACGAUUACAGACGAGCUCCAGGUGAACAUUUGGGAGCCAAUCCAUAUGGACAAGAUUGUUCCCUCUCUCCUCUAUAACAUGCAUGACCCAAGUUUCCCGCCAGUGGAAGUGGAGAGCCCACGUGAAGAGGAACACCCAGCUCAGGUCGCAGAAACCGUGUUCAGAGAUCUCAUUUGUCGUGCAUCAUACAACAACCUUAAACCUGUCCUUAGACCAAUUCUUUUGCACAUGGACAACCAUUCAUUGUGGACCCCCAAUACGUUUGUGACCAGAUGUUUUAAAAUCGUCAUGUAUUCAGUGCAGCAACAAUAUGCAUAUGUGGUGAUCCAAGCACUGAUGUCACACCUUGACAAACAUACGCGAUCACCACCGGAAAUUAAGGCAGCUAUUGUGGAGGUCCUAUAUGAGUCUGUGUUGAUAGCGGCUGGAGCAUCUGUUGGUCCGUCAGUGCUGGACGUGUUCAAUACCUUAGUGAAACAUCUCCGUAUCUCCCUUGACAACAAAAAUCAGGACAAGGCUAUACGCACGCAGGAGAAGAAAUUUGAGGAGGCGCUUAUUAACACUAUAGGCCAAUUUGCCAACAAUCUACCAGACUAUCAGAAAAUUGAGAUCAUGAUGUUUGUGAUGGCCAAAUUCCCGCAGUUCGCCCUGGAAGAGGAUUAUGGUUCUAAUUCAAAUGAGGUACAUAUGGAUGCUCAGCUGCAGACGAUGCUCCUAAAGACUUUACUGAAGGUCGCCACUAAGUACAAGACAGUGAACAUGUCCAACGCGUUUCCCCAAGAGUUCCUCCAGCCAUUGUUACGUAUGUCGCUGUUCGAGGAGGCGGGCAUGAGAAUCAUCGUUCAAGAGAUCCUGCACACACUCAUAGACAGACACGAAAACUCACAAAAAUUCAAACAUGUUGUAGUAAUGAAGGAUAUAUCCAAAGCUGGCAUUACACUGGAAAAGGUUUCCAGAUCUGAUACACUCUUUAUUAAAAAGUACGGGAUGCAGAUCUACUGGUACCUGUGUGAGAAUGUUAAGCUGGAGAGUAACAAGGUGGACAAUUUCGAGGCGCUGUUCUGUACAAUGGCCCUUAUCACCGCUGAGAUGGGGUGUCGGGACAUCGUGGCUGACCUGGUUCGACUGGCUCUCGAUAUGCAGAAUAUCUCCUCUAACAACUUGAGCCUACCUCUGACCCACAAGUGUGCUAUACAUGCACUGGUCGGCGGUUUCAUGUGUCUACUGGCCCAAAUCUGCGAAAUACCAGCGCUUCAUCAGUAUUCUCUAGAGGUCUUAGACCAACGGAAGCAAAAGGCGGAACACUUGCUGCCAGAAUUUGCUUUCAACAGGAAAAAUAGACCUACCAGUUACCCAGAGACAGAGGUGAUACAAAGUGGGUGGCUGUUCCAACAAGAGCAGAUCUCAGAUAUGUUGGCUAAAGAAGAAAUAGACACAGGACGCCUAGCUACCCCAUUUACGCAGAAACCAUUUGGUGUUGCUGAUAUGGAAAGCAGCAGGAGCAUUAUUAGUGACAUCAACUCUAUUGCCCUGGAUUUCGAUAGCCCAGAGACAUCGCCCCAUCCUGGCAGAAGACACGAAAAAGAGGAAGUCACUGUUGAAUCUUUGAAGAAAUUACUUGCUGCUGAUAGUUUGAUAGGCAAGGAGGAAGAGGAGAAACGCCGAUUCGAGAUAAUCCACACAUUCCAGACUGCCCCGUUCGAGGAGAUAGUUGCACGAUCAGAGGCAAAGUCUAACCUUUUCCAUAACAAGCUGAAUGAGAUUCUGUCAAUGGUAACACAGGGCUCCGAAAGUCCAGGGACGUUACGUCGCAACGGAGAACAACCGCCCACAGUGUUCGAUAUUCAGUAUCCAGAACUAUAUGUGUACUAGACUAGAAGUUGUAUAGUUAGUGGCGCUGUUAAUUUGACAGUGUUAAAUAGUGAUGAGCGCAUUUGGACAGUGAACAACCCCCCAGUAUUUGACAUUAAGUAUCCGGAACUCUAUGUAAAUGAGACGAAAUAUUAUAGGCAUAAGCCCUGUUUUUAUAUUUAUUGACAUCAACAUGAAACAGUGAACAAUAUCCCACAGUGUUUGACAUUAAGUAUCCAGAACUCUGUGUAAAUGAGACAAAGGAUAACAGGCUUUGACCCUAUUUUUAAAUUUAUUGACAUAUAUAAUGAAACUGUGAACAACUUUCCAUGGUGAUUGACUUUAUCUUGAACUAUACUAUGCUUAACAGUGGUGUUCAGGACCUGGAUCAAAAGACUACAGGCAAUGUUUCAUGAUGAGAAUGCCGUCAAUGCCAGAUACAGAAGUUUGUUCACCUAUGUUAAAUGUCAGUGGUGCAACUGAAGCAUUUACAAGUGUGUGUUAAAGAAAAGAGAGUUAUGUUAACUAGAUAUGAGAUUAAACAGUUGGCUUUCAUUGGAUUCCCGUGGUACCAUGUGUACUGUAACCCUAGUGCCUACAUUAAUUGUCGUGUGAAGAACUUAUCAAAUCCUGGGAUGAAUCAAUCUAAGAAAUUAAAACUACUAUAAUAAAUAUUAUUACUGUUAAUUAUAUUCUAUGACCUACUGUUUAUGUCGAUGUUUAUAAGAAGUAGUUGUUGGUAAAUGGAGCAUAUUUAGUGAGUCAUUCCUGUAGUGUGACACUUAUAUAAUUUAUGUUAUUGAAUAUUUUUUCUAAAGAUAUCGUUAUUAAGUUAUUUAAAGAUAAAGUAUAAAUGAGCUCAAAUACAUGUAUAUUUAAAGCCAUAUAAUGCCACUAACGGAAAAAAAAGAAAUAUUUUACCAAGUCAUAUUGACUAGUAAUUAGCCUUCUAAAUGAUUAAGUCAGCAGGCUUGGCUCAGCGAAGUGUUCAAUGUGCAAUGCCACGCAAAUGCCUUUAUAUAAGCCAAUGCAUAUGCUUGAGCUUCUAAAUUACUCACUUGAUAAAACAAAUUGAUGAGUAAAUUGUAACUUUACGGUUGUUUUCGUCACUCUUAAAAUAGAAAUCUGGUGGUCUUAUAAUCUGCUUAAAGUGACACUCUUAUUCAAAAUCAAUACAUAAACAUGUAUAACAAACAUCAAUUUUGAGUGAUAAACCUUCAACUACUUACUAAAUAAUGCAAUUAUGGAAAAUAUUAAUUACUGAAAGCAAGAUUGCAACUGUGUAUUUAACAGCGGAAAGCGCAAAAAUAUUAAAUGAUUGGUGAAUGCUAAAAGAUUUACUGUGAUCUACUAUACAUUUUUAAGGUAGAAAUACCCUGUUUUAUUCACAUUUCUUUCAAAUUUAAUUCGGUAUCCUUUAUAAGAACCAUUGUUUUCGACAUUUAAUCAUAUUUAAGGACUGUUAAAACAAUAUUUUUAAUUAUGGUAAAUCUUACUUGGGAAUAAGAGUGCAUCUUCAAUGGAUGUUUUGGUUGUCAGAUCUCUUUUAAAUGAUAAAAUGUGAAUAUGUUCAGCGAUUCCCUUGGCAGAGGCAUGGGCCUGAACACUCAAUGGCUCAAGUGCUUUAACCCUUUGCAUGCUGGGUAAAUUGUCGUCUGCUCAAAAAAGUCGUCUGGUUUAUUCUAAAUUUCUUUCAAUUUACUUAAAACUUUGGGGAUAUAUUGACCGAGUUACUCGGCGUCUGGUCUGGUUCCAAGCUGUUUGCAAAGCCUUUAAAAUCGCCAUCAGUAGCUUAAGGGUUAAUGAAAGGUUGUUUCAAUACUUUGUUAUCAGUAACAGACCAUAGUGAAAAAAUACAUUGUCAAAAGUUGAUCAUUUGGACUCAAAGUGGUUGAUAAUAGAUUUUUUUAAAGCUAUUCUGGUAGUUAAAUCAUAUAAGAACUUUUAUUUGAAUGUUUAAGAUAAAACUAGGAUUUUUUGCCAAUGACAAGUGUUUUAACGCAAAAAUAGCUCUUUUGAUGUACUUGACAACCAAUUAGGGUAGUUUUUUAAAAGCAAAGGUCAAAAUUCUGAUUGACUAAAUAUCAUUUCCUAUCAUUCAUGAAAAUCAGUUAGAAACAAAAUUUGGCAACUGAUCUUUUACAUGCAUAUUUUCAGUUUUAAUUAUGAUUAAUCAAACUAACCAUUCUGAUUAUUAUUUUAUCGUUGUAAGCUGAUGAGAGUGAAUGUUUUAUGAUUAUAAGGGUCUACAUGCACAAGAUUCUUAUGUCUCAAAACAUCCAAAGUCCUUUAUUUCUGGAUUAAGCUAAGAUGAAUAUUUUUGUUUGGGUAUUCUUUGUGUUCAAUUUACAUUCUAAAUAGAUUUUGGACUUUGAAGGGAAAUUAUCAUUAUGAUAAUCGCAAUAAACUUAUUCUUAUUUUAUAAAAUAUAGAUUAAGUAAGAAACUAAUCUUAAUGAAAUAACCUUUUUAGGCUUGUUUCACUUAAUAACUAUCCACAUAUUUGGGCCAGAUUCAAAUUUCUCAUAGUGUCUGAAUGUAACGGGUUUAUGUAUCAUAUUUCUUUUAGUCAAAUGACCAGCAUAAAGCUGAUUUUUUUCAACCAAAAUUAAGUAUAUCAUGAAAUUCUUUAAAUAUUUUCAUAUUUAAAACUCAUCAAUCUCUUUAAACGGAGAAAAGUACUGAAUUUUUUAUUGGAGGGAAAAUAGUGAGUUAUCCUGUUUUAAGGGAAUUAAGAUUGUUCAUGAAAUCAGAUCAUGAGUGCUAACAGUGUUAUAGUUUUGUUCUGAAAUUCUUUUAUAAUUAAAUGGGCAUUGCUAUGAUUUUGUUUCAAAUUUACUGUUUGGGCUGUGACUGUCAUUCAAAGGUGCAAUAUUUGAAUUUAUGAUGUGAUGAGAAAUAAAUUAUUUAAAAAUGAA
This is a messenger RNA of Mya arenaria, 5369 nucleotides long. Its product is annotated as protein EFR3 homolog B-like. Gene Ontology annotation, cellular component: plasma membrane. The record is from RefSeq and is a predicted model, not a curated record. Lineage: Eukaryota; Metazoa; Mollusca; Bivalvia; Myida; Myidae. Gene Ontology annotation, biological process: protein localization to plasma membrane. The transcript has 23 exons. Bases 74 to 2473 code for a protein of 799 amino acids.